Molecule: messenger RNA, 8000 nt
Organism: Talpa occidentalis (Iberian mole)
Lineage: Eukaryota; Metazoa; Chordata; Mammalia; Eulipotyphla; Talpidae
Gene: SPATA13
Product: spermatogenesis associated 13
Exons: 14
Coding region: 322-4101 (1259 amino acids)
Biological process (GO): lamellipodium assembly; filopodium assembly
Cellular component (GO): cytoplasm
Molecular function (GO): guanyl-nucleotide exchange factor activity; protein binding
Source: RefSeq, a predicted model, not a curated record
CUGCUCCUGGCGCGGCUUACCCUGCGGCCGCUCACCGGAGCUGAGGCACCUCGGAGAAUCAAGCGUGCUCAGAGCUGCGCGGGACCCGGCCCCGCGCUGGGUGGUGGGGACCUCUUGGAUGCGCUGAUUUUGGAGGCGCCUCUGAAGUGGGAGCCGCGCGAGGCUGUGGCUGAGACUAAGGAGCCUGAUGUGCACAGCACGUGUGCAAGCCAGGCAGGAGGCCUGGGAGCUAAGGGUCUGCAGCCCCUACCAGCCCUGGCAGAUGUACAUGUGGGUCUGAAUCCUGCUGCCCAGUGGCCCCUGAUUCCUGGCCCCAAGAACAUGACCACAGCCCAGAAUGGCCACGGGCGAGGCACUGCAAUCCCCUGUUCAGUCCCGGAUCCCAAAGACCCCGCCAUGGUCGCUUACCCAGUGUGUCAGAAUGGAGGCUGCGUUGGCGGCGAGGCAGAAGCCCAGGAAGCCAGAAUCAGCCCGGCCAAGUUCAUGCGCCUCUUCUCUGUGAGUCGGAAGAGAAGCAGUGCCAACGCAGAGAGACCCCGCUCCAUGGUCCUGAUGGGAAACUCCUCCACUUGGAAUGCCCUUGCCUCUUUUCGGAAAAUGGGAUCAUUUAAAAAACUGAAAUCCUCGGUCCUGCAAGGAAUUCAGAACCGAGAGGGGUCAGAUGCAGCUAAAGAAGAUACCUCAGACCAGGGACCGGGAAAACCCAUCCCAAACGGUGCCGCCCUCGGAAUCCAGACAAGCAGGGGCACCCCCGCAGGACCAGCGUGCCAGCCACUCAAGCCAGGGGCUGGGGGUGUGUCGGACUGCUCAGACCCGGAGGAGGCGGACGAUGCCUUCCAAAGGAGCACCCACCGGUCCCGCAGCAUCCGGCGUGCCUAUGGCCUGGGCCGCAUCAGCCUUCUGGAUGCCGAAAAGCAGCCUGCCCGGCACCUGUCCCCAAUCCUUCAGGAGCCCACCCAAUGCGAGAUCCUGGUGAAAGACUCUGAAAACAACAGAAUCAUUUAUAGGAGGAGCAAGAGUACAGACAACUUAAACUUUUUGAAGAAAAGCUCCUUUAAACGAAAGUCCACCUCGAAUCUCACGGACCUCAAGGUGGUGCAGGAAAAGCAAGCCCCCCAAAGGACACUGAGCAGUUCAUCUGCAGACUCGGAAAAAUUCGGUGGGUCAGAGAGAAGGACGAAACGCUGGAAGAGUCCGAUCCGGGCCAAGGACUUUGACAGAGUCCUGAGACUGGUGAGCAGUGCAACAGACGUGGCCUGGAAGAGAGAGGGUGCCAAAGGGGGGGCGCGGUCCCCCGGGGAGGGACAGCCAAGGCCGCGGCCACACAGCAGGCUUCACGAUGACUACUCUCGCAGGGUGUCCACCAAUAGCGAGCCUGACCGCAGGAGGUGUCCGGGGCCCAUGCACAGUGUGCAGGCAGCUGCCGGUUGCAGCUCAGCUGUAGAUGUGGACACAGCUGUGUUUCCUCUUGAAACCACAGAAUCAUCAGAAAGUAUAGGUCCUGGUGCUGGCAGUCCCCCAUCCGGUCCGAUAGCCCAGGAAGUGUCAAGCAAAUACUCUGAUGAACCAAAACCUGGCAGCCAGUUUACAUUUGAAGUUGAGCAACCACUCACUCCUCUGAGGCCCACCACACCCAAGCCCCCCAGCCCGCAGAGCCCAGGCGCAGGGAAUGCUAAGUGUCCCAACCAUCUCAGUGCUCUGUCCCUGAGCUCAGUGGACAGUGAAGAAAGGGGCGAGGGUUCUGCUCCGAGGGAUCAAGGUCCAGUGUCCUCCCAGGAUUUGGUGCCAUCCACAUGUGACAAUGGCAGUGAGGACAGCAAUACUGGCAGCCAUACUCAGCUGGUCCUUGGUGGGACAGCCGAUCCAGAAGAAAAGAGAGAAGAGGUUGUUACUGAGGAAUCCUGGAGGCGGAGCUCAUCCCAGGAGGAAGAUCGGGCUGAGGCUCAGAGGAUCACCAAGCGGAGAUGGGGUUCAGCAAGAAGGUCAAGGCCUCGACCACUCUCUGACUAUGGCCAGUUGGUCAGCCGAAGUUUAUCUAUUCCGGAAGACUCAAUUGCUGUGGACCCCCAGAAAGAAGACAUUGUGGAUGGUGACCACCAGCCAAGCAUGGCCUCUUCCGACCCUGCACACCAGAGUGCUGCCGGGGGCUACCCCAAAGGAGGCCGGAGGAGACGGCCCAUCUCUGUGAUAGGCGGGGUCAGCUUCUAUGCAAAGAGCCAGACAGAGGAAAUAGAGACUCUUCUGACUCAACCGGCAGCCAGGCCACCUGUGCCAGCUCACCAGGUGCCGCCCUACAAGGCUGUUUCUGCCCGAUUCCGGCCGUUCACCUUUUCCCAGAGCACCCCUAUUGGACUGGACCGUGUGGGACGCCGACGGCAAAUGAGAGCAUCCAACAGUAACUCUGGACGACACAGCAACAUCCAGUGGGGGUCUGUUUCAUCAGAUGGCGGUACUGAAUCUUCUGCCUUAGUGGAUGACAACGGCAGUGAGGAGGACUAUAGUUAUGAAGACCUUUGUCAGGCCAACCCCAGAUACCUCCAGCCAGGCGGGGAGCAGCUGGCCAUCAACGAGCUGAUCAGUGAUGGCAGCGUGGUCUGUGCUGAAGCCCUGUGGGACCAUGUGACGAUGGAUGAUCAAGAACUGGGCUUCAAGGCAGGAGAUGUCAUCCAAGUUCUAGAAGCCUCUAACAAGGACUGGUGGUGGGGCCGGAAUGAGGAUAAGGAAGCCUGGUUCCCUGCGAGCUUUGUCAGAUUGCGAGUCAAUCAGGAAGAGCUCUCAGAGAAUUCCAGCAGCACCCAGGAUGAGGAGCAGGAGGAUGCUGACAAGACCCGCCACAAACACUCUGAGAGCAAACACCAGAUGAGGACCAACGUCAUCCAGGAGAUCAUGAAUACUGAGCGGGUGUACAUUAAGCACCUCAAAGACAUUUGUGAGGGUUAUAUUCGACAGUGUCGUAAGCACACAGGAAUGUUCACUGUUGCACAACUAACCACCAUUUUUGGAAACAUUGAAGAUAUUUACAAAUUCCAAAGAAAGUUUCUGAAAGACCUUGAGAAGCAGUACAAUAAAGAGGAACCUCAUUUAAGUGAAAUAGGAUCCUGCUUUCUUCAACAUCAAGAGGGCUUUGCGAUCUACUCCGAGUACUGUAACAACCACCCGGGCGCCUGCGCAGAGCUGGCCAACCUGAUGAAGCAAGGCCGGUACCGACACUUCUUUGAAGCCUGCCGACUGCUCCAGCAGAUGAUUGACAUUGCCAUUGAUGGUUUCCUGCUCACACCAGUGCAGAAGAUUUGCAAAUACCCCCUGCAACUGGCCGAGCUGCUCAAGUACACCACGCCGGAGCACAGUGAUUACAACAAUAUAAAAGCAGCAUACGAAGCCAUGAAGAAUGUAGCUUGUUUGAUCAACGAGCGCAAACGCAAGCUGGAAAGCAUAGACAAGAUAGCAAGGUGGCAGGUGUCCAUUGUAGGCUGGGAGGGGAUGGAUAUUUUAGAUCGAAGUUCAGAAUUGAUCCAUUCUGGGGAACUGACCAAAAUCACUAAGCAGGGCAAGAGCCAGCAGCGGACCUUCUUCCUGUUCGACCACCAGCUUGUGUCCUGCAAGAAGGACUUGUUGCGUCGGGACAUGCUCUAUUACAGGGGUCGCACAGACAUGGACCAGAUGGAGCUUGUGGACCUGGAGGAUGGACGUGACAAGGACUGGAACCUCAAUGUGAAGAAUGCAUUCAAACUUAUCAGCAAGACCACCGAUGAGGUUCAUCUGUUUUGUGCCAAAAAGCAGGAAGACAAGGCGCGGUGGCUGCAAGCCUGUGGGGAUGAGAGGAGGAGGGUGCAGGAGGACCAGGAAAUGGGAAUGGAAAUUUCAGAAAAUCAGAAGAAACUGGCCAUGUUGAAUGCUCAAAAGGCAGGACAUGGAAAGUCAAAAGGCUACAGUGGAUUCCCUGUGGCCCCGCUGCACCAGAGCUUGCACCCACUUCACCAGCGCCAUGUCACCGUGCCCACCAGCGUCCCUCAGCAGCAAGUGUUUGCCCUGGCAGAACCCAAGAGGAAGCCUUCGUUGUUCUGGCACACCUUCAAUAAGCUCACCCCUUUCAAGAAAUGAAAUGGGAUCUGGCAUUUCUUUUGAGGCGGAGAACCAUUUUUGUUUCUUCAUGGCUAAAAGUGAGGAAGCUACAUUGGACCCAGUGCUAAAAACUUCUUUCUGGGGUCAAUGCCAGUCUUCAGAGACCCAGUGCCGCCUUGGUUGGAGAAGGUCAUCAUUUAUGUCUCUAAUGUGUCCAAGAAUCCUCUGUCACCUGGGCCAAGAUGGCUAGACCUAGGAACCAGUGCUGUCUUCUGAAGUGAAUGCUGAGCGUUGACCCCAGUGCCCAUGACUGGUGCUAAGCACGCUCUCUGCUGCAGCACAAACCAAGCACCUCAAGAUUUUCAGUUCCCAAGGAAGGGCUAGAGCAGAGUGUCACUUUUGCAUCUGAUUUUGAUGGGACUGGUGCACCAGCGUUGGUACAAUGUUGCCUCAGGAUAGCAUGCAAGCUGUCCCUUCUUCUGAUGCCAUAACAGUUGUCAAAUGGUCGUGCGGACUUCGCCCUGCAAGCUUCCUCCCUCUACAGGCUAGAGGAGAAAGCAGGAUGAAUUCAUCAUGUGGCAGCUGGUCUGUAAUGCAGAGUGACUUAAGCAUUCAAAGAUAGGACUGUUUUCAAGUGAGGGAGUGAAAAAUCCUGCUGCCAUUUGGAUUUGCCUUCUGAAGUAAGGAACUGGCCUGCCGGUGUGCAGCACCUAACUCUACAAGCAGAAAUCACAUCCACUUGCACAUCGUAACCUAAGAAGUUGGAUCCAUAUGUAUCCUUUUGCAGUGUAACAAGCCAUUUGCUUUAAUUUUAUGAUAAAGUGGAUAUGAGCAUGCACCCACUGAAAGUCAUUCUUCAGGAGAUCCUUGUGCUUCUUCCAACGAUGGGUUCUGAUGUCUCACCAAUUAAGCAGCACAUGCAUUUGAUCAAGCAUGAGGCUCAAAGCAAUCCAACUUCCCCAGGAUUUGAGGCCAACUUAUUGCAUAAACCUAAAACAGUAGUGCUAACUGUGCCAUUAUUAGCAUGUCAGCAGGUUUCUGGAGACUCAUUUGUUACAAAAGAGACCUUAAUAAAAAAUAUGUUUAGACUCAGAGAUAGCAGUCCUUUUAAACGAAGACCAUGUGGGCUAAUACCUGUAGAUAGUAAUCUCCUUAUCUUUGUCUACAUUGUAAAUUUUUGGUGAAAAUAACUUUUAAAUAUGUCUAGAGAAGACAGGCUUUGCAAGAGAGAUAGCAUUUCAAUUUACACAGUGCACUGGAAGGAGUUAUUGUAUUACACAACAUGUGGUUUUCUAUUUAAAGCUCUCUUUUUCGUACUCUCCAAGUUCUUUUUUCUAAUAAGCCAAUGCUGAGAAUAAACAAACCUGUAAUGUCAAAGACCAAGGUAUAAUGUGAGUCUCUGGUGUGUGGGUCCGCCAUUCCCCUCCAUCUCCCGCCCCAUUCCCAGAACUGUUCCUGGAGGUGACGACAUGCAUCAAGGAGACAUAAUUGGACUUGAAAGCGUCGUAUAAAAAAUUUGUUGGGAAAUCUUAUCUGUUGGUCAUCCUGCUCUUCUGCCUUGCUUUGCUCACUUAUAGACAAUAUUGCUGGCAAGUUGUGCAGCCCUGUGGCUGAAAACCAGGGCUUGCCUGUGGACCUUCAUACCAAGUGUCCUGGGAUGGUGGUUGCUUCUGUGAGGAAGCAUCUCAGGAGGUGCUAUAGCUUUGUGUGUAUAGUCGCGCGCGUGUGUGUAUGUGUGUGUGCGUGUGCCUGUGCGUGUGUUUGAAUAGACAUCUCAAGUGCAGUUGCAUUUAUAUAACCGACGUUUUUACUAACAAAAUAUGAUAUAUAUUUGAAAACUAAAUAUGCUUUACGUGGACCCCCUCAGCAAUAACUGUAGAGUCUCUGCGCUAAAGAGUUAUUUGUAUAUACAGCAAUUUUGAGCACGUCUUUGGGUUUUUUUAUUUUGUAAAUAUAAGAGAAUUACUGUGAGGAAGUAAAGAGAAUCAUUUGCUUGGAUGAAUUCAGUUCAAGUAAAGGAUCACUCAAAGACUUCCAUUUUCUAAUAUUUACUAAUGAGCAUGAAUAAAUGCCUGAAGUUCUGUGAUCAGUCCCGAUUUUCCCAACAGAGCUCUAACUUCUAGUCCCCGCCUCUCCCUCCCUCCAUGGACUUCCAGCAGAAUUGCAAGAAGCUCAGAUACCAGGGCAUGCCUAAGUGCCAGGGUGUCCUGGUCAAUGUGAGAGCCACUUCAUCAGAUAUCUGCCGUGGGUGGAUCCUGGCCGGAUGCUCAGGUGAUUUUGAAAGCUGUUAAAAUAGUUUGAGGAGAGGAUGUUAUUCCACCUCUUUAUAUUCCUUACUUGAGUUUUAUUACCCAAUGCCUGAGUUCUGUAAAGAAUAGGUGACUCAGUAUCCUAAUUUUAGGGUUACCAAACUUCCAUCUUGAUGAAAAUCACAUUUUCCACUGGCAAAGAAAAAAAGGAGAGAAAAAAGAGCUUCCUAUAUGGAAUAUGAAUGAAUAGUUUCAUUGAGAAUCUCACUUUCUCUUUCUUUUGAACCCUACAUUGCAUAAUUUGGCCCCCCAAAAAUGACAUAACAUAUGUAUGAAUUUCACUUACUCUAUCAUUCUUGCUUUAGAAUUUGCCACCUUUGCUCAUUCAACUCUGUUCACUGUUCAGCUCUGUUCAACAGAAAGAAUUAGAAAUGUUCUGGUGUCAAAGCAACCUUGUCAAUUUUGAUCAUACCUAAAACUUAUAACCUUGUGGUAGGUUAUAAGUAUUUGAGAAUAUUUGUAAAUCUUGGAAAAAAUAUCCUUCUUUGUCUUUGGCCUCCAAACUAGAAAAAGAGUGGCUGCAUUUUGCCAUUACUUGUCCUGGGCUACCAUCAGCAUAGUGUGUUUUUAGCAGAUCUGAUCUUUAUCCUAGUAGAUCUGAUCUUGUAAUUGAAAACAUUUCCCACCCAAGCUCCAUGCUAUUUCUGAAUAUUUUUGUCCCUUUUUAACUAAACCAGACAAGGACUAACUCCAUGCCUAUUCAAAGUCUCUCAAUUCUAAGUUGCUAUUAUCUAAACACAAAGCCAAAGUUUGUUCAAUUCAAAAUUUGGUUCACAGUAGAAAUCUUUUGUGAAAGUCAUGAUCUGCAUAUCAUACUGAAAAAUUCUACAAACCCAAAUUGCUGAUAUGCCAUAACACAAAUCAACAUAGAAACAGAUGCAUCCCUCAUAGGACAGUGCCAACACAUGUGAAUAAAUAUCUCAGUGGCUCACAGGCCACAGAUGCUGGACACAAAUCAAUUAGGUCAAACUGCUCAAAAACACUGGUCCCUAAAAUAGGCUUAGCUGACAAGUUGCUCUCCUUGCUAAAAUUUCACUUGGCUAAAUGCUAUUGUCCUCAAGAUGAAUGUAGUGAAAGUGAAGUUCCAAAGAUUUUGAAAAAUAACAAGUAGAAAUCAUCUGACCUUGGGGGAGGGAAAAAAAAGCUGAAGUGCUUGUGUAAAUCCUGGAGAAAUACCCUUCUUUGUCUUUGGCCUCCAAACCAGAAAUAUAUCCUUAGCUCAAAACACAUUAUUAUCUGUCGUUAUUUUGCCAGCAUCGACAAUUGUAUUUAGCAAAUACUUUGAUUUUUUAAUAAUUGGUUUUGUCGAGGUGUUAACAUCAAUUAUGUUUAACUUCCUACUUUGCAAGGCUUUUGGUAACCUUUUCCUUAAAUGCAUCAACAUCAAGACGAUGUUACCUGCUUUAAGUCAAGUGACAGCUUCCAAACUGAUGAAUUAGCUGCUCACAGCCAAUGUUGUGCAAGAUUGCUGUAACUUGAUAUGUAUUUUGUUGAAUGAAGUUUUUGUAAAAAAAAUUAUUGCAAUGUUAUUUGAAAAUUUUCUUGUAAAUGCUGUGAAUUUAUAUUUGUUGUUUUGUAUCUGUAUAUUAAAAUUAAUUUGCCAAACUGGUUCUACUAAUGCAUCUGAGU